Molecule: messenger RNA, 603 nt
Organism: Schistosoma rodhaini
Lineage: Eukaryota; Metazoa; Platyhelminthes; Trematoda; Strigeidida; Schistosomatidae
Source: the annotation of a GenBank genome assembly
AUGGGGAAUUGUUUUGGAUUUCGAAGUGAAAGUUCUUACCUUCUGGAUCAAGAGGUUUACGAGACUCAAGAUGACCUGGAUGAAAUCCCUAGGACAGAUCAUCAGGUACCUACUUAUCAUAUAAGUCCAGGCUUGCCUAUUCUUGCAUCCGAUCUGACAGAGGAGGAACAAAUAGAAAUUGUUAAACGUAUUCACAUGCUUCAAUUUCUUCCCUUAACGAAUUAUAUACCUGUGAAUAAAGAGAAAUUAAGAGAGUGUAUUAUAUGUAUGAAUGAUUUAAAACUUGGCGAUGAAGUACGUUACCUGCCCUGUCUACAUACUUAUCAUCGUAUAUGUAUUGAUGAAUGGCUUAUGCGUUCAUUUAGUUGUCCUACAUGCCUUUUAAAUUUAGAACCUGAUACUUCACUGACUACAACAACAGUAACGGCACCAAGAACACAAAUUCCGCUAUCAUCAGAAAAUACAAUUACACCGACAGAGACGUGUGGUUCACCUCGAACAACAAAUAAUACUACUAACCUGGUUACAUCAUCUCCAGAAGUUGUAGUAUCUCCCGAGUUUAAUCAAUCAUUAGCAAAUGAUUCCUACGCAAAUGUCAACUAA